Colius striatus (speckled mousebird) is the source of this 3176-nucleotide messenger RNA. It is a transcript of the gene ANKRD13D, whose product is annotated as ankyrin repeat domain 13D. The transcript has 15 exons. Lineage: Eukaryota; Metazoa; Chordata; Aves; Coliiformes; Coliidae. Bases 82 to 1941 code for a protein of 619 amino acids. Gene Ontology annotation, cellular component: cytoplasm. Gene Ontology annotation, molecular function: protein binding. The record is from RefSeq and is a predicted model, not a curated record.
GGCGCUGCUGCGGCCCGGCCCGGCCCGGCCCGUGCGGCCUCUCCCGCGCUGCCCGGCGCGGCCCCGGGGACAUGGUGCGGGAUGGAGCGACCCGCCGACACCUUCCCGCUGCACCGCCUCGUCUGGCACAACCGGCACCAGGCGCUGGACAGCGCCCUGCGCGCCGGAACGCACGACGUGGAGCUGACGGACCCCCGCGGGAGGACCCCGCUGGAGCUGGCCGUGUCCCUGGGCCACCUGGAGUCCGCGCGGGUGCUGCUGCGGCACAACGCCAACGUGAGCCGGGAGAACGCCAGCGGCUGGACGGUGCUGCAGGAAGCCGUGAGCACGGGUGACCCCGAGAUGGUGCAGCUGGUGCUCCAGUACCGCGACUACCAGCGGGCGACGCGGCGGCUCGCCGGCAUCCCCGAGCUGCUCAGCAAACUGCGCCGGGCAUCCGACUUCUACGUGGAGAUGAAGUGGGAGUUCACCAGCUGGGUGCCACUGGUGUCCAAGGUGUGCCCCAGCGACGUGUACCGCGUGUGGAAGCGGGGCGAGAGCCUGCGGGUUGACACCACGCUGCUGGGCUUCGAGCACAUGACGUGGCAGCGCGGCCGCCGCAGCUACAUCUUCAAAGGGGAAGAGGAGGGGGCGGUGGUGAUGGAGGUGGACCACGACAAGCAGGUCGUUUACACCGAGACGCUGGCGCUGGCCCUGCACGAGCCCGAGCUGCUGCUGGCGGCCAUGCAGCCCUCCGAGGAGCACGUGGCCGGCCGCCUCACCUCCCCCAUCGUCUCCACGCACCUCGACACCCGCAACAUCGCCUUCGAGAGGAACAAGUCGGGGAUCUGGGGCUGGCGCUCGGAGAAGAUGGAGGUGGUCAGCGGCUACGAGGCCAAGGUGUACAGCGCCAGUAACGUGGAGCUGGUGACCAAAACGCGGACGGAGCAUCUCUCCGACCAGGACAAGUCGCGCAGCAAAGGCUCCAAGACCCCCUUCCACUCCUUCCUGGGCAUCGCACAGCAGCACAGCACCCACAACGGGGCACCUGUGCUGCAGGCUGCCAGCCCCACCAACCCCACAGCCAUCACCCCUGAGGAGUAUUUCGACCCCCACUUUGACCUGGAGACCCGCAACAUCGGGCGCCCCAUCGAGAUGUCCAGUAAGGUGCAGAGGUUCAAGGCGACGCUGUGGCUGUGCGAGCAGCACCCGCUGUCGCUGGCGGAGCAGGUGACGCCCAUCAUCGACCUCAUGGCCAUCUCCAACGCCCACUUCGCCAAGCUGCGCGACUUCAUCACCCUCAAGCUGCCGCCGGGCUUCCCGGUCAAGAUCGAGAUCCCCCUUUUCCACGUGCUCAACGCCCGCAUCACCUUCAGCAACCUCUGCGGGUGCGACCAGCCGCUGGGCUCCGUGCGGGUGGGAGCCCCCCCGCAGCCCCCCGGCACCCACCCGCCCGGCCCCAGAGGCUGGCCCUUCCCGUGCGAGGUGGAGCCGGGGGUGUUCGAGGUGCCGGCGGGGUACACGGUGCUGGGCGCGGGACGCAGCGAGCCCCUGCGGGACGAGGACGACGACCUGCUGCAGUUUGCCAUCCAGCAGAGCCUGCUGGACGCCGGCACAGAGACCGACCAGGUGACUAUCUGGGAGGCCCUGACCAACACUCGCCCCGGAGCCGAGCCCCCCCCUUACGACGAGGAGCUGCAGCUGGAGCGGGCUCUGCAGGAGAGCAUGCUGUUGCAGGCCGGCCCCAGCGCCCACUCCCCCCCGGCUGCACAGACGCCCCCCGGAGCGGGCGGAGGCGACGGGGACCCCCCGGCCCCCCCCGGCUACGGCAGCAGCUUCGCGGAGCAGCUGCGCUUGGCCAUGGCGCUGUCGGAGCGCGAGCAGGAGGAGCGGGAGCGGCGUCGGCGCCAGGAGGAUGAGGAGCUGCAGCGCAUCCUGCGCCUCUCCCUCACCGACAAGUAGAGGGGGACGGGACACCCCGGACGGGGGGGGUACAUGUGGGGACAUCCCGUGUGGAGAUACCCCGUAAAGGGACGUGGCGUGUGGGGACACCCCUCAUGGGGACAGGGACAUCCCACGUGGAGAUGGAGACAUCCCAUGCAGGAAGGUCACAUGUGUGGGGACACCUCGCAUGGGGAUGUCACACAUGGAGUUACCCAUCGUGGGGACAAGGAUAUCUCGUGUGGAAGCACCCCACAUGAGAAUGUCACUUGUGGGGCAAGGGUAUCCCACAUGGAGACACCAGAGGACACCCCACAUGGAUAUCACACGUGGGGACACUGCACAGGAUGAGGAUGUUGCACGUGGGGACACUCUGUGUGAGGGAUGUCACGUGUGGGGACAAGGACAUCGAGUGUGAAGACACCCCCUACGAGGAUGUCACAUGUGGGGACACCUCGCAUGGGGACAAGGACAUCCCACAUGGAGACAUCUCAUACAGGAAGGUCACAUGUGGGGACACCCUACAUGAGGAUGUCACACGUGGGGACACCCUGCACAGGACAAGGAUAUUGUAUGUGGGGACACCCCAUGUGGGUGGGACACCCCACGUGGAGACAGCUCAUAGUGGGAUGUCACACGUGGGGACAUGCUGCACAGAAUGGGAGCGUUGACCAUGAGGCCACUCCCUACAGGAAUGUCUCAUGUGGGGACAGCCAGCACAGGGAUGGGGACAUCCCAUGAGGAGACACCCCACGUGGGGACAGGGACGUGUCACACAGGGACACCCCACCCAGGGACCCACUGUGGGCACUGUCCCAACACAGGGACACUCCAAGUCGGGUACAGCCCUGCCUGGGGACCAGCCAGUGAUGGGGUGGCACCCCCAUAUCAGGGACACCCCCCACACAGGGAGGAACUGAUCCAGGGAUCCCCCUGCCCCUGGGACCCCCAAUCCAGGGAUCUCCCCCCUGCCAGGUUUGAACAUUGGCCCAGAGACCCUGAUGUGGGGACCCCCAUCCCAGGGACACCCCCUCCAGCCCCAGGAUCCCUACCCCAGAGAUCCCCCCCCCUCCUCCUCUUCGACCCCAUGGUGGGGGGGGGCAGGAUGGACACGGGAGGUCCCCGUGGGACGUGGCUGACCCCUAUUUGAAGACACCCCGCUGUCGGGGGGCUGUGGGGACCCCCGGGCCUCGUCCAUCGGUGGCAGUGGGGGGCCUGGCUGUAUGUACAUAUACAUAUACAUAUAUAUAUAUAAA